AUGGCGCACCCAUACCGAUGUCUACACUACCUUGGAACAUACAACGACGAGACGACGCCGUCGCCCGAGGUCCCCACAAGUCUGCAAAAGACGAAGUGUCCUUCGUCCGAGAAGAGUUCACUGAUUUUCUCAACAAGAAAUUCUGGACUCGUGCGGCAUCUACAGAACUUGCGACUCAGUCCUCUGGGCGUAGUUCCACAACGGGACAGACGGCCCAGACUGAUAGUUGACCUUUCUUUCUUUGGCAUCAAUCAAGAAUCAGUCCCAAUCGCGCCAUCAGAUUCCAUGCAAUUCGGACGUGCCCUUCACCGCAUCCUACAACGAAUCCUCCAAGCCAACCCUCUGCACGGGCCUGUUUACAUCUCCAAGAUUGACAUUGCUGAUGGUUUCUACCGCAUUUAG
This is a messenger RNA of Cylindrotheca closterium, 402 nucleotides long. NCBI's taxonomy places the organism in Eukaryota, Bacillariophyta, Bacillariophyceae, Bacillariales, Bacillariaceae. The record is from the annotation of a GenBank genome assembly.